Hydra vulgaris (swiftwater hydra) is the source of this 1467-nucleotide messenger RNA. NCBI's taxonomy places the organism in Eukaryota, Metazoa, Cnidaria, Hydrozoa, Anthoathecata, Hydridae. The record is from RefSeq and is a predicted model, not a curated record.
AAGUUAUCUAUUGUGAACAAACAAUAAUUUAAGAUUCUUUUAAAUUCCAAGAACUGCAGCUUGUUUGCUCACCUUUAUUUUUAUGGGGAGGCAUAAAUUUUUGUUAAUCAUUUUUCUAAUUUCUAUUCAUUUAAAUAUUACGCUUGAAAUCUUACAUAAUAAACAGCUUAAUCAAAAUGAAAAUCAGCAAAAUAAAGAUGGACCAAAUGGAGCACCCUUUAGUCCAAGUUCAAUGCAAAAGAUCCCAUCAAAUUUAGUUUCAUCAAGGCAUCAACUAUAUAAUGGCAACCAAAAAAACAGUAAAAAGUUUGAUAAAACUUUUUCUCAAAAUAAAACAUUUUCUCAAAAUAAAACAUUAUCUAACCUUUAUAAAGAAUCAUUUAACAUACAAAAACAGAAUAAAAGAUUGCAAGCGAAUAUUUUGCAAGGUUUUCUAAGUGAAAUAGCUUCGAAUAAAAAGAAAAAGUUUUAUGUAUUUUUCAAUCAAACUGUACCCACAAAAACUAAGUGUACCAUCGUAAAACACCAAAAAAAACAUAAAAUAAAAUGCGUCAGAAAGCGCAUAUCAACUGCUCAUAAAAAAAUAAUACAGUUAAUGAAUGAAAUAAAAAGUAAUCAGAAAGAAUCCUCAAAAGACAUAAAGAAACAAGAAGCUAACACUCAUAAAAUUAACAAGGAGUUAUCCAAAACACUAAAGAAGUUACAUCCCCACACAGAGCAUCUCCAUACGGUAUUCAAAACUAAAGAUCAUCACGGUAAACCAUUUCAGGAUCGUGGAGUCUUGUCAAAAACUCUUUCAAAUGACACCACAAUCCCACUCAAUCUUUCAAUAAAAGAUUUGAGUUUAAAGGAAAAGUCAAAAAUAAAGCAUAAAGUUGAAACACACGAAUAAUAAGAAUUUUCGAUAUAAUUCGAUAAAACAAAAUCAAAAACAAAAACAGUGAAAAACAACUGCUCUGAUUUAAUUAAAAAGUUUUUUUUUUUUGUAGUUUUAUUUUUUAUUUAACUUUUUAGUUUAUUUUUUUCGAAUACUAUAUAUACAUCAAUGAAAAAUUGAUAAUUAUUAAAAUCUUGAAAAAUACAAACAUUAAAAUCCUUGCUUUAAACUAUUAAAGGUUAAUGUUAAAUGUCAUUUUCAGUUCAUAAUUGUAAAAACUAAAUGACCUAAAUAAGUGUAUGAUUAUAUGAACUAAUAGCAUAAAAAUUAUAUUUUCCAUUAAAGAUUAUGUCAAAUGAUUGUCUUUAUGAUUUAAUAUUUAUUUUGUUAUGAUUUUGAUCAUUAUUGUAAUCUUUAUUAUAGAUUUAUUUUUUUGUACAGAAAGUGGGUUAGCUAUGUCAACCUAAAAGCUCUCUCAUUUUAAGGGAAGUCCAUUCAUAUUACCUAUAAUGCUUAAAUAUGUUUGGAAAAAAAAGUUUCAAAAAUAAUUAUUGAUGUUAAUCAUGAUUUCAAAAAGUAAAGUUUAUAGA